Trichoderma atroviride IMI 206040 is the source of this 860-nucleotide messenger RNA. The record is from RefSeq and is a predicted model, not a curated record. NCBI's taxonomy places the organism in Eukaryota, Fungi, Ascomycota, Sordariomycetes, Hypocreales, Hypocreaceae.
UAUCUUCCCCCAAACAUCAUCACCAACAUCCCAAGGUUUUCAGCGAAACACCGACAAAAUGGCUCGCCGUCCUGCUCGUUGCUACCGAUACUGCAAGAACAAGCCGUAUCCCAAGUCUCGGUUCAACCGUGGUGUCCCCGACCCCAAGAUCCGUAUCUUCGAUCUGGGCCGUAAGCGCGCCAACGUCGACGACUUCCCUCUCUGCAUCCACCUCGUCUCCAACGAGUAUGAGCAGCUGAGCUCCGAGGCCCUCGAGGCCGCCCGUAUUUGCGCCAACAAGUACCUCGUCAAGCACACCGGAAAGGAGGGUUUCCACCUGCGUGUCCGCGCUCACCCUUACCACGUCGUCCGUAUCAACAAGAUGUUGUCUUGCGCUGGUGCCGAUAGACUGCAGACCGGUAUGCGUGGUGCCUGGGGCAAGCCCAACGGCACUGUCGCCCGUGUCAACAUUGGUCAGAUCAUCAUGAGCGUCCGCACUCGUGACUCUAACCGUGCUCUGGCUCUUGAGGCUCUCCGACGAUCCCAGUACAAGUUCCCUGGUCGCCAGAAGAUCAUCAUCUCCAAGAACUGGGGUUUCACCCCUCUCCGCCGCGAGGACUACCUCGAGCGCAAGGCUGCCGGCCGUGUCAAGGUCGACGGUGCUUACGUUCAGUUCCUCGCCAACUACGGUUCCAUUGAGAACAACAUUCGCCGUUUCCCCGACGCUUUCUCGUCCGAGGCGUAAAAUGUUUCUUCUUCACAUGGCAUCUGGGUUUUAAGGUUGGCGUAAUUAUGGCACUGUCAGAUAAGAGAUUUCUCGAUUUGAGAAUCAUCAGUUAGGCAAUUCAAACCAUUGUGCGUUCAGCACUAUACCCGCUGUG